CGGCGUUCGCGUGCUGACGCCGGCUGUCGCCCGGCAACGGGAAAGAUACACGGAGCGCGAGGGAAGGCGUGGCUCCGCUCGCUGGCAGCGAUAGGGCGGGGGAAACAUCUCCUCCGGGGCUGAUCGGGCACCCGGCCUCAAUGAAAAUGCUCCACUUGGACGCGGUGGGUGAAGUCAGCGAGUUUAACAUCUGUUCCACCCCCAGCUACUCCUGCCUGGCUGGCGGCUGCUCGGUCUCGUCCUGCGGUUCGUGUUACGCCUGCAUCCUCCAAAUGAAACUCGUCGCCUCCAAGCAGUGGUUCCUCCGGGCUGGCGACCUCUCCAAGCAGCUGUUUUUAAAAGGGCUGAUCCGGAGGAUUGGCAGCAGGGACCUCUUGCAGCAAGUGGACAGACUCCUGCAGCCAACGUUUGGCAAAGAUUUCACCCACUCUCGCUCGUGUGCUAACCCAAGCCUUCCAGGGGACCUCAGUACGCAGAGCUCGGACCGCAGCUUGAACAAAUCCGCUCUACGCGAAUAUAUCUCCGACACUUGGGAAUGGUUUGCAAAUAGCAGAUACUGGACAAAAGCAAACUACAUUCUGGGAUUACUCCAGUUGUGUGAUGUCAAACUACUUCACCUUCUAGCUAAUCUGGUUCGCGCUCUGAUACUCAGUGAGAGAAUGCCCGACUCCCCUGUAACGAAAGAUAGGGUUAAGGAUGAAGAUACUGUCUUACUGAAUGAAUCAAGAUACAGUUUUAAAAUAGAUGAACACCCAGAACUGCAGGAACUGGUUGAUAUUUGGCCUCAGUUUACUGUUGUCACUCCUGAUAUAAUGCCUCGUAGCUUCCGCAGUCAACCCAAAGAAGUUGUUGAUCAUAAUCAACCAGCAAAGAAGAGAUUGGCGAAAAAGAAGAUGUAUUCGCUGAAUGAACCACAGGAUGUUUCCACUGAAACUGAAUCUUCAAUUCCAUUGGUUAUAACCUCUUCUUUUCAGGCAACGUCAGGGGUCAGCAAUUAUAAGGACUUUCUCCGCUGCCUUCCUGUUCAUCUCGCAAAAUACAUUCUUGGUUUACUAGAUGAUGAAUCUUUCCAAAAUUGCAUGCUUGUGUCAAAACACUGGCAAUAUUUGGCAAAGGAGUUGUCUAGAGAUCUGUUGGCCCUUCACUGCAUUUUUGAUGAAGUCUUAAAAUUACAGCAAUUAGGCAACAUCACAAAAAAGAAAACAGUGGAAAGUAUAAAGAAAAUAAUGAACCAGAAAAUGAAAGGUAAAAGAGGAGAGACAAUGAGAAAGAGAAAAGGGAAUAAACAGGAAACAGACCUAGAAAUAUGCAUCAGGCAACUUGAGAAUAAAGACGUACGCCUGAACAGGAGAAAGCUGAAGAACAUUUCAGACAGCAGAGGACCACAGGAAAUUGUACCUCAGAAUGUAAGUGCGGUAUAUGCAAAAAUUUGUCACGUUCCAGUGCCAAGAGUAGAUGAAAAUGGACUCACCAUACCAAUGAAGAAUUUUGAUAAAAUGACUGGAUUAACAGCAGCAUAUACUGACAUCGACACUGAUGUGAUACAAAUGGAGGAGAGAAAUGUCUACUGUGGUCCUUAUAAUAUAAAAGUCAUCAAACAGCAGACUGAUCCCAGCAGGGUAAUCCACUACAAUGGUGGAACAAUGAUAGCCAGUGGCUCAUCAGACAGAAAAAUACGAUUUUUGGAUAUCAGUCGUUCCAAAGACAUUACCAAUGUCAUACAGGGGCAUGCGGGAAGCAUCAAGGCACUCUUUCUAUGUGAGGAGCACAAUUUUGUCCUUAGUGGAAGUUUUGACCUCAGCAUCAGACGGUGGAACCUGAUGACAGGGUCGUGUAUGACCAUAUACCGUGGUCACAUGGGAUAUAUAACCUCUCUUGAACUGCACAAGGACAGGCUUGUAUCAGGGGCAAUGGACUGUCUGACCAAAGUAUGGGACCUCGAGCAAGGAAAAUGCCUGUCAAGCCUCAGGCAUAAUAAGCCAGUUCUGUCUGUGGCUAUUAGUGAGAAGAAUGUGAUAAGCGGCUGUGAGAAUGGAGAAAUCUACAUCUGGAACCUCGAAUCAAACUCAAUAGCUAAGAUUCUGAGUGGUCACCAGGGCCCAGUCACGUGUUUGUCUUUCGACCAAUGGCACUUGGUUAGUGGGAGCAAAGAUGAAACUGUUAAGGCCUGGAGUAUGAUUGGCAAAUUUAAUAAAUGUUUAUUGACAUUCAGGCAUCCAAGGGAGGUACUCUGUCUGCAUCAUCUUUACCUACGGGUACUCAGCAGCUGCAGUGAUGGGAAGAUCAGAAUUUUUGACCUGUACCGUGGCACCUGUCUAAGAGUGAUGAGAGCAAGUGGCCGUGGUGAUCCCGUGCUUUCCUUUCACCUUUCUGAAAAGAGCAUUGUAAUAAACACUGUUGCUGCUGUGAUCGCAUUUCGCUUUGAGGAUGUCACGUGGGAUUACGCAGCACCAUCGUCAAUCAUCGAAAGUCCAGCACAAGAAGACUUAUUUAAAAUGGCACCAUUGAGGAAACAGCCACACAGUUAUGUUCGUGCUCAGCGCAUGAGAAGAAUUGGUUCUACCAAUGAAAAGAUCUAUCAUAGACAGGAGUAUAUCACACAACAGGGUCUGUCCCAUCAUACACGCUUAAUGUCAAGCCGAUGUAUGCAACUGGCACAAAGAAUUCAGUCAGAUUCUAUGAAGGUUCCAAACUUGAGGGAAUUUCAGUACUACGGUCCAGAAUCAAUGCUUGUUAACCAGAAAUCAGAAUUUCUAUCCAAACAAUCACCAACUGGUUGUGUGUCCAUUGGCCCAGAAGUGUUCUCUCAAGGAAGAAUAAGUGAUUAUACACUGUCCAGCAGUGGUUAUGAUAAAAGGACUGAUUCGUUGUCAAGAGCUUCGAGGUUUCGAUAUGCAAGUGAGCAAGAUAUUUUAAAGCAGAUUAAAAAAAACAGGCUGUCUAGGCCAAGAACCUCAGAGAAGAUCUACCUGACUGUCAGUACUAUUCACAACAGCACUGGAUCUAGUGAAACAGAAAUAAACACUGUCAAUAAUAUUUCACUCUCUGUUGAUUGGGGUCAGCACCAAUGUCCUUUGAAAGAUAUGGAGAGAAGAUUUAUUGCUAAAAAGCACGCAGUUCAAAGCGGUAAAAUAAUUGAGAAGGACACUGAAUCAACUGAAGAGUAUGUUGAUAUCCAACCCGCUCUUCCCAGUUUUGAUUUUAAAAAGCAAAAACCUAUGCAGAACUUUGCACUUCAAUCCCCCAACACAAAGUGCUUUGCAAUAAAGCCAAUGAUUAAACGAUCAAAAUCCACUCUAGGGUUUGUAGAGCCUGUCCAAUCUUUCAGUCAAAAGAAAAGGCCACAAACUGCAUUUGAAGACAUAAUCAAGAAAAACAAAGUAUCAAAUGAUGCAAAAGAAAGAAAUCAACUCAGCGGCUUCUUGGUUCCAGUUUCUACAAUACCCUCGGUAGCUGCAAAACCGAAGUCUGAACAGAGUGUAAACAUUAACCCAUUUCGAAAUAGGAGUGGCUUCAAACUUCGGACGCUGAAACAACGAAAAGAAUAUGAGGAAGAAAUAAUUGCAGAACAGAAUAUGAACCGACAAAGACUAGAACAGGAAAAAAGAAUAGCUAAUCUGAAGGCAAUAAAGAAACGUUCUUGAAUUUGGACAGAACUUGCCUACAGACCAUAGACAGAAUACAGCAGAUAAAGUAAUACAGUAAUUGAGCAGAAACCUUUUGCAAGAUGCAAGUGUAACAUUAUAAAUGUCAUUUUUUUCUGUCCCUUUUCAUAUAGGUUAUUUUAAAAGUUGACAAAGUAAAUAAAUCUGUAAAGAUUUGAAAAAAAAAUGAAGGCAGGAUAAUUUGUUGUGAUAAAGGAUGAGCCGGUUUGUAUUAUGAAGAAAUAGCUGAAAAAACAUGAUUUGUCAGUAAUGAAUGGGAAGUUUACAUGCCUCUGCUUGUAUAUCCUUUCUGACUGCAUGGAAACCAGCUAUCAUGCGCAUGGACACAGUAAUGUGGGAUCAUCUCAAAAUUCAUAUUCUGAAUAGUCAUUAAGUAAUAAUUAGUUCCUACUGUUUCAAUUGGCAUUGUAAUGAUAAGAUGGAUGAUAACUACAAUGAUUUGAUAUUGCUUAUAAAUACAUGCAGUUUAUAGGAGGUUGUGAAGGACCAGGGUAACCACAGAGGUCAACUGAGAUAUAUUCUUAAGUAGAAUUAAAACUGUUAAGGAUUUAAACCCAGUUAUCUUUGUUACUAGACCCUGCAGAAAGAUUUAUGAAUUGCCAACAAUGAGGGAGCUUGGAUUUGGAAAAAAAUAAUUGAGUGCAUCCUUGGAAACAAACUUCUGUUUCCUGUUUUUGCCAGAGACAAGAGGACAAAUCUAGCUCUAUCUAUGUAUCUAUAUUUAUGAGGACUACUGCCUACUUGACUCUUUGGUCCACUCAUCCUUCUACAACCAACUCUUUCUUAACCCUGGACCUUUCCCCUGCCUUCACAAUGGAUGCAACAUUUGUCCUUGCACUCCCUCCUUCAACAUCAGCCAAGGAUGGAAACAGUCAUUUCAGGUGAGGCAACCGGUCACAUAUAUCUCCUCCAAUCUUGUCUACUGCAUUUGGUGUACCUGAUGUGGCUUCCUCUACAUUGGCGUGACCUAGAGUUGACUCAGCGACCGUAUCUGCAAUGUCCAUCCCGAGGUCCUAAUGUCCACAUUCCCAACUGUCAGGAUGAAGUCUACAGGAAGCUAGAGGACCAACACAUUAUAUUCUGCUGGGGCACAACUCAAUGGCAAGAAUGUUGAGUUUUCCAAUUUUCAGUACUAGACCUUGCAGAAAGAUUUUCGGAAUUGCCAACAAUGAGGGAGCCUGGUUUAGGAAAACCAAUUGAGUGCAUGCCUGGAAACAAACUUCUUCUACCCCUUGUUUUUGCCAGAGGCAAGAGGACAAAUCCAGAACCAAUAUGUGACAGCCUAGAUACAACUUACGGUACACACAGUAAAGCCUUUAAAAUUGGAAUGAAGCGAUGACGCAAAAGGAAAGUUCAGGAACAAAAAUCGAACAAGGUUCUCUUGCCUGUCACUGAAGACAAGUAAACAUAUUGCAGUACCAAUUCCCGAAGGUUUUGUGGGCUCAAGUUGAAAAAAAACUAGAGCGUGUCAUUUAGCACCUCACACCUCUUCAGUCGUAUAUGAUCGCUCCCCAAAAUACAUAUCCCUGAUUUUGAUACAACUUCCUUAAUACCUUGGCAUAACAAAAUUUCAUGGCUCUCAUGUUUUAAGAUGUUAUUGAUUUAGCAUACAUUGUUGUUUGCAGAAGGAUCUCAAGCUUCUUUUAGCCUUUGCUUGUAGAAGUAUCUCCUAACUUCACCCUUGGAAAGCCAGGCUCAAAUUUUUAAAACGUCCCUCAUGCCCAACCAGUGGGAUCAUCUUUAUUGCAACCACCCCCCCCAACUCAUGUACCCCAUCUGCACGCUCAUCCUUACAUUUUGAAAGCUUGAAUCGAACCACCUUUUAAUCAUUUUUAUUUCAAAGAAUACAACUUGAUUUGUACAAUCUUAAAUAGGUCCUGAUGUAGGGUUUUGACGUAAAACAUCAACAAUUCCUUUCCUCCCACAAAUGUUGCAUAUCCCUUCUGCAUACUGUUGCUUAAAUUUUAAUUAUUAAUACAGCUUGGUAAAUCAACAUAACACUCCUUCCAAGUCCCAUAGUGCGGUGCCCAGAAUAGCUAUUGUAAUAAAAUAAACAGCAUUGUGAUUGUCUUGUCUCCAAGUAUUCCACUAAUUUGGCAUAAACUAGAACAAGAAUAAGCAGCACUUUCUUCCUUUCGUGUUGGAGAAACUACAUACCAAGAAAACCUUCCCAUUCUUUUAAACCAGACCAUUCCCUUAAUCCAUUAAAAAAUGAUAUUCUCUUUCAAUUAUAUUUCUACUUUAAUUGUGUGACUCCCCAUUUCAUCCACAGGUUUACAUUAAAUGAAGCAUAUGAUGCUAUUGAAAGCAGAGCAGGUUCGUAUGAAGUUUAUUGCCAUUUAUUAUAUCUGUGUACAGUAUUUUCCAGUU
Hypanus sabinus (Atlantic stingray) is the source of this 6035-nucleotide messenger RNA. RefSeq names its product F-box and WD repeat domain containing 10 (gene fbxw10). Lineage: Eukaryota; Metazoa; Chordata; Chondrichthyes; Myliobatiformes; Dasyatidae. Gene Ontology annotation, molecular function: protein binding. Bases 141 to 3644 code for a protein of 1167 amino acids. The transcript has 15 exons. The record is from RefSeq and is a predicted model, not a curated record.